AUGUCUCUGAAUAAAUUACCAUCGUGUGAAACACAAGUUUGGCGUGGUAUUAAUAAAGAUAUUACACAAGGUAACUCCAAUCAAUUCGAAAAAGGAAAAAUAUUAACAUUAUGGCGCAUCACAUCUUGCACUAUGAAUAUUAAAAUAGCCAAAGAUUUCAUGCAUGAAAAGGGGCAAAGUACUUUAUUAAUGAUAAAUUGCAAGAAUGGCAAACGUAUACAUAACCAUUCAAGUUAUUCCAGUGAAGAAGAGUUAAUUUUGUUACCUGGUACACGAUUGAAAGUUGUCGGAGAUCCAUUUGAACUAAACGGUCUCCACGUAAUCCAUUUAGAUGAAAUGACAAGAUAUGAAGAAGUGACAAAAUUACCGACCAUCGCUGGCAGUAAAAUCAGUCCACGGAAACUUACGAGCAACAUAUCGCACGACUACGUAUCCCAUUUUCCUACUAAGCCAAGAACACCAAAACUCACUUCUUCACAUGCAGAUGAUAAUUUAUCUACAAACUUUCUGCCACCAAUCAAUCGAAGCUCACUCAUCGGUUUACAUUCGAAUGCGGCUGUUCUGAAAAUGUCGACAGGUUCCAAGUCAACAACAAAGUUCCCUAAUGGAGAUAUAUAUUACGGACAUACAAUGAACGGCAAGAAGCAAGGCGAAGGCACAUAUAAGUGGGCGAAUGGUAGUGAAUACACCGGUCAAUGGAACGUGAACAAAUUCCACGGACAAGGGACUCGAAUAUGGGCAUCUGGCGAUAAGUAUAUUGGUCAAUGGGUCGAUGACAACAAACAUGGCCGUGGAACGUACAUUUGGUCGAACGGAAAUCAGUAUGAAGGUGAUUGGAAAGAUGACAUGCAGACAGGAAAAGGUGUUUAUAAGUCGAAAGAUGGGUAUCAGUACGCCGGAGAAUAUGUAGAUGGGCAAAGACAUGGUAAGGGUACCUAUACUUGGGCUGAUGGUUCUACUUAUAAUGGAUACUGGAAGAACGGUAACAUGGAAGGAAGAGGCAUUCGCAUCGACUCUAACGGAAAUGUGUACAAUGGACAAUGGGUGAACGAUAAAAAGCAUGGUACAGGUACUUUUACAUGGACUUCUGGUGACAAAUACGAAGGACAAUAUCAGAAUAAUAUGAAACAUGGUCGUGGUAACUUCACGUGGUCGAACGGAGAUAAAUACAAUGGGGAAUGGAAAGAGGACCAGAGAACGGGAAAAGGUACUUUCAUUUGGGCUGAUGGGUCGACAUAUGUUGGAGAUUUCGUAUCUGGUGAACGAACUGGAACCGGGGUACAAACAUGGACGUCAGGAAACAAAUAUGAGGGUCAAUAUCGAAAUGGUAAACUGCAAGGUUUCGGUAAAUAUACUUGGGCUGAUGGAACAACACAAGAGGGCCAGUGGCAAAAUGGAAAGCAAUGCUAA
This is a messenger RNA of Rotaria sp. Silwood2, 1410 nucleotides long. NCBI's taxonomy places the organism in Eukaryota, Metazoa, Rotifera, Eurotatoria, Philodinida, Philodinidae. The record is from the annotation of a GenBank genome assembly.